AUGGACACCAGAGCAGAGAUGGAGGUUGUGAGAAGCACGAAGGGGAAUGCCACUGGGGAGGUCAGUGUCCAUGUGGUCACCACCGAGAGCACUGUGCAGAGCACCCACCUGCCAACGACUGCCUUCAUUAUACCAGCAAAUGCCACUACCAUCAACCUUCCCACGAGCACCUUAGAAAUUCAGCGAUUCCCCCGGGAACCACAGAGAAGCACAGGGGCUGAGAGGCCAGAGAGGGGAGCAGGGAGCGAGCCCAUCACAGCUACUGUCAUUCCCCAGAUCAGCGGGGUGCAGACCUGCAGCACAGUCCGUGUGCUGGAGUGGAAAGAUGGGGUGGCUACUUUGCCUGGGAGUAACCUGCGGUUUCGAAUAAAUGAGUAUGGGACGCUGAAGGUGGUGAGUGCUGAUAAGAUGCCUCCAGUGGAAGCUAUAAAGGAGGAUCACACAGAGAAAGAUGGGGACUCGGAGGUGGCACCCACCAGCAGGGACAAUCCUACUGUGGCUCAGGAUGUGCCAGAGCAGACCAAGCUGCCAGCAGCAGAAGGCAUGUGCCACUGUGAUACCUGUGGCCGGAGACAUGUGUCAGACGGAGCGCGGGAAGGCAGGGGCUUCUGCAGCGAGCACUGUCACCAGCAGUUCAAAGAAAGGUCUGUCAUUGUGGAAAACUCUGCCAGCACCACCAAUGCCACCGAAAUCCUCAAGCCGGUGAAGAAACGAAAGAGGAAGGACUACCAGAGCCCUUCGGAGGAAGAAUAUGAAUCUGAGCAAAUGGAGGAAAAGCAGGAAGAGAGGAAAAACUCAGCAGGAGACACAUCUGUCAGCAAUCCAGGGACUGAUGCAUGGAAUGGGAGCCAGCACGGUGCCAGUGAGGAGAAGAAAGAAGGCUGGUCUUGGGCGUCCUACUUGGAGGAGCAGAAAGCUGUCGCUGCCCCUUUAGAUCUCUUCCAGGAUUACCAAGUAGCUUCCCAGCACAAGAAUGGCUUUAAAGUGGGGAUGAAGCUGGAGGGGAUCGAUCCGCAGCACCCAUCUAUGUACUUUAUCCUGACAGUGGCGGAGGUGUGCGGUUACCGGAUGCGCCUCCACUUUGAUGGCUACUCUGAGUGCCAUGAUUUCUGGCUGAAUGCAGACUCCCCCGAUAUCCACCCCGCUGGCUGGUUUGAAGAGACAGGGCACAAACUCCAACCACCGAAAGGUUAUAAGGAAGAAGAAUUCAGCUGGACAAACUACCUGAAGAUAACAAAGGCUCAGGCAGCUCCCAAGCACCUCUUCAUGAUCCGAAACACUCACGAGGCUUCCCCGGGCUUCAAGGUGGGCAUGAAGCUCGAAGCCGUGGACCGCAUGAACCCUUCCCUGAUCUGUGUUGCCACAGUGACUGAUGUGGUGGACAAUCGCUUUUUGGUGCACUUUGACAACUGGGAUGAUACUUAUGACUACUGGUGUGACCCCAGCAGUCCAUACAUCCACCCAGUUGGAUGGUGUCAGGAACAUGGCAAACCCCUCACACCUCCUCAAGAUUAUCCUGACCCUGACAACUUCACCUGGGAAAAGUACUUAAAGGAAACUGGUGCAUCUGCUGUCCCAGAUUGGGCCUUUAAAGUGCGCCCACCCCAUGGCUUCCUGGUCAACAUGAAGCUGGAGGCAGUGGACAGGAGGACUCCUUCAUUCAUCCGAGUGGCCAGUGUGGAGGAUGUGGAAGACCACAGGAUAAAGAUCCAUUUUGAUGGCUGGAGCCACGUCUAUGAUUUCUGGAUUGAUGCGGAUCAUCCGGACAUCCACCCCAUAGGCUGGUGCUCAAAAACUGGACACCCACUGCAGCCUCCUCUCAGGCCAAAGGAACCGGCCUCCUCUGCCCACGGGGGCUGCCCAACCCUGGGCUGCAAGAGCAUCCCUCACACCAAGAGCUCCAAGUACAGCUUUCACCACAGGAAGUGCCCCACGCCGGGUUGCGACGGGUCGGGACACGUGACUGGGAGAUUCACGGCCCAUUACUGCCUCUCAGGGUGCCCGCUGGCAGAGAAGAACCAGGGCAGGCUUAAGGCGGACUUGUCUGACACCGAGGCCUCAACUCGCAAGAGGAACCUGAUUGGCUUCCCUCAGCGAAAGAAAUCUCGGCACCAUGGGAGAGGGCGACCUCCAAAGUACCGGAAGAUCCAGCAGGAAGACUUCCAGACUAUUUCUUCAGACAACAUGCACCAGUCGCUCUUCAUGUCUGCCCUGUCUGCCCACCCCGACCGCUCCCUGUCGCUCUGCUGGGAGCAGCACUGCAAACUCCUGCCAGGGGUGGCUGGCAUCACGGCAACUACAGUGGCCAAGUGGACCAUUGAUGAGGUCUUUAGCUUUGUUCAGACUCUGACGGGUUGCGAGGACCAAGCCAAGCUCUUCAAGGAUGAGAUGAUCGAUGGCGAGGCAUUCCUCUUGCUGACGCAGGCUGACAUCGUCAAGAUUAUGAGUGUCAAGCUGGGCCCAGCACUCAAGAUCUACAACGCCAUCCUCAUGUUCAAGAAUGCUGAUGACACCUUAAAGUGA
Molecule: messenger RNA, 2523 nt
Organism: Charadrius vociferus (killdeer)
Lineage: Eukaryota; Metazoa; Chordata; Aves; Charadriiformes; Charadriidae
Gene: L3MBTL1
Product: l(3)mbt-like 1 (Drosophila)
Exons: 21
Coding region: 1-2523 (840 amino acids)
Biological process (GO): regulation of DNA-templated transcription
Cellular component (GO): nucleus
Molecular function (GO): protein binding; zinc ion binding
Source: RefSeq, a predicted model, not a curated record